AUGGACAAUGCUGUUGAGUUAUUCAAAAAUCUUCUUUACAACCAUUCAGUUCAAAUGGAUUUUCUGGUUGAAAAAUGUGAAGGUGAGGAGUACUUGAGGAAUCUAAAUGAAAUCAUUACAGCCUUAUGUCACUCUCUGAAAAACCAUGGUAAGAUUAUCUUGGUCGGGUGCGGCAAAACAUUCAAAAUUGCUAAAAAGACUGUAGCGCUGCUACAGUCACUUGGACUGCGUUCAACAUAUUUGCAUCCGACUGAAGCAUUACAUGGCGAUAUGGGGUGCAUCAAGGAACAGGACUCUCUUUUGCUGUGCAGCACAAGUGGAGAAACCGAAGAGGUUAUUUUAUUUCUGAAAUAUCUUAUAGAAAUGGAAACAUGGCCCGAAGAUGUGGGCGGUGGUAAAGUUCUAAACAAGAUAUCUGUUUGUGCAAACCCCGAAAGUUCUCUGUCGGUGCUUUGCGACAACGUGGUGCAGGUUCCGCAGAAGUUCAGCGAGGACGAAAUACAAGACGGUUUACGGGCCCCUACAGUAUCGACCACUUCUAUGCUUGUCGUUCUCGAUUGCCUCUGCAUUGCGUUGAGCAAUGCGUACUAUGACGGGAAUACUCAGCGCAGAAACAUCAUUUUCAAUAGAGCGCAUCCAGCAGGUGGCAUCGGGAAAAGGGCCAAAGCUUUGAAAAGCUCCGAAUCAGCCCCAUCACUCGAACCACCCGUGGCAUCCGCCCUCACUGCGAAGCUUCGACCGGCGAUGACCGAACUGGAAGUGUUGCAAACGUUGAUAUUGCAUGACUGGAUUGUUGUCGAACCCACGCUCCAGCUGCCCUCCAAAACUGUGCAGUUGCAUUACAAAAUCUGGAGUGCGCAACGUGACGUGGAGGGCGCCAAUUUCUGUAACUACUUGAAGUCGAGGUUACAGACUUGA
This is a messenger RNA of Zygotorulaspora mrakii, 918 nucleotides long. RefSeq names its product SIS domain-containing protein. Gene Ontology annotation, biological process: carbohydrate derivative metabolic process. The record is from RefSeq and is a predicted model, not a curated record. Lineage: Eukaryota; Fungi; Ascomycota; Saccharomycetes; Saccharomycetales; Saccharomycetaceae. The transcript has a single exon. Gene Ontology annotation, molecular function: carbohydrate derivative binding. Bases 1 to 918 code for a protein of 305 amino acids.